Messenger RNA from Macadamia integrifolia, 1008 nucleotides. RefSeq names its product vacuolar protein sorting-associated protein 2 homolog 2. NCBI's taxonomy places the organism in Eukaryota, Viridiplantae, Streptophyta, Magnoliopsida, Proteales, Proteaceae. Gene Ontology annotation, cellular component: ESCRT III complex; multivesicular body. The record is from RefSeq and is a predicted model, not a curated record. Gene Ontology annotation, biological process: protein transport; late endosome to vacuole transport; endosome transport via multivesicular body sorting pathway. Bases 188 to 841 code for a protein of 217 amino acids. The transcript is spliced from 11 exons.
CUUGGAGAUCGCCGUUGGAUACGAAAAGAUACUUGCACGCUCUUCCAGAGCUCAGGCUCUUGGUGCCGUAAAGAGAGAGAAAGAGAGUGAGAAAGAGAAUUGCAGAUCUGGUACUGUUACGGCUUCGUUGCUCUCCAUUUGAAGUUUCAAGCUCUAGUUUUUCAUCAGUUUGAGGUAUUGUGUAACCAUGAACAUCUUCAAGAAGAAAACCUCUCCCAAAGAUGCACUUAGAACGAGCAAACGAGAGAUGGCAGUUGCAACAAGAGGUAUCGAACGUGAGAUUGCAUCUCUGCAACUAGAGGAGAAGAAAUUGGUGGCAGAGAUCAAGAAGACUGCUAAGACUGGCAAUGAGGCUGCCACUAGAAUCUUGGCUCGUCAACUUGUUCGUCUGCGACAGCAAAUCAUUAACUUGCAAGGGAGCCGUGCACAAAUCAGAGGUGUAGCGACUCACACACAGGCAAUGUAUGCAAAUACUUCCAUCUCCACGGGGAUGAAAGGUGCUACUAAAGCAAUGGUAGCCAUGAACAAGCAAAUGGCACCGGUAAAGCAAGCGAAAGUGAUUAAAGAGUUCCAAAAGCAGUCAUCACAGAUGGACAUGACGAUUGAGAUGAUGUCAGAGUCUAUUGAUGAAACAUUAGACAAAGAUGAGGCUGAAGAAGAGACAGAGGAGCUCACUAACCAGGUGCUCGAUGAGAUUGGUGUGGAUAUUGCUUCACAGUUAUCUUCGGCUCCCAAAGGUCGGAUUGCGUCGAAGAAAGUAGAAAAUACUGUUGCAAGCUCUAAAUCUUCUUCUGAUGUUGAGGAUCUUGAGAAGAGGUUGGCUUCCCUCAGACGCCUUUGAUCCAUUAAGCAGUGGCUUGCUCUAAUUGAUACAUAUAUUCUAUUAUGUAAAUUCUACUUAGUCAGAAAGUGAUUAUGAAUUGUAUGGACAAGAUAUAAAACAUAAAUGUGAGUUGGAUACGAAGAACACCAAAUUUUAUUCAUUCAAGAGCAUGAAAUUCCGUACCA